AUGUCAGAAGCAUCACUCCGUGUGCAGAAGGCUCCACAUCAGGACCACAGAUCAGGACCCCUCUCUAAGGACAUUUAUCGGAGGCCUGGCACUGCAGCACCAUCAAGGAUGGACAGCGUCUCAGGGGAUUACAGCAAACGUGUGUACCAGGGCGUAAGAGUCAAGCACACCGUCAAAGACCUCCUGGCGGAAAAGCGAUCCAGGCAGACAAGUAACUCCAGACUCAAUGGUAGUGUCGGCUCCUCCCAGCCUGCAUUCGUCCAAAUGCCAGGUUCACCGGUCAUGUCAGGUUACUACGGUGUCAGGAGAUCGUUCCUGUCUGAUUCCGACUUCCACAGCAGCAAGCAGUUCUCAAAUGACCUCUACACCCCCAGCGUGACGAAGCCCUUCGCCUGUGAGUCCUCAGCUGGGCAGAGCCACACCGGCCUGCUGGAGUCCUACCUGGCAGAGCCCUAUGGAGACUACCGCCCACCAGCACUGACCUCUACACCGAGCUCCCUGUUCAGCACCUCAACUCUGCCUCCGCUCCUGCCGCCUCCGUUCCCCAGCGAUCCAGCUCACUUUGUGUUUAGAGACACCUGGGAACAGACAGUGCCGGAUGGACUCAGUCAGCCAGACCCUGUGCCUGCUGAUGCCCUGCAGACCCUGUCACCAAGCACCAGUUGCCUCUCCCAGCUGGAGUCAGGAAGCAGCACCCAACACAGGAGCAUGGGAUGGGGAGCAUCCCUUGCUGGAGCUCAACCCUACUCGCUGCAUGCGUUGGAAGAUCUACACCACACACCAGGAUACCCCGCCCCAUCUUCAUACCCCUUCACUUCUUUCAUGACAGUGUCAAAUGACCUCCAACCCAAGGUGGUGCCCCUCUCCCCAGAGGAGGGAUCAGACCCAUCUUCCCUUCAUGAUCAUUCACCUUGGACAAAAGAAGAUGGCAGCAUGGCCUGGGGCUCCUACGAAUGCCGGAGAGCUUACUGAGACAACAGGCCAGAGGACUUCUGCGUUCUUAUGGGAGUUGGAAUCUGUGUCCACAGAUUCUUCUAGGUGUGCUAGUUCAAUCAGAACUAGAUUUUCAGUUUAAGCCUCAAUUAUGUCCAGUGCUAAUUGACAAUGGCAUUCAUCUCUGCUCAUAUCCACUAUAACACCCCUGCAAAACACUACAAUGUCAAUCAAAUACUUUGUGGAUCACAUCUGUUGAGACAACUUUACAGGAAGGCCACUUUAGAACUUUGGUAACCCAUUUUAUUCUGAAUUUUCUGUUAUCAUUGAAGCAUCAUUUUUGGCACUGGUUAUUUUUCUUAUAUUACAUUAAAAACUUUAGCACAUCAUAAAACACAA
Messenger RNA from Mesocricetus auratus (golden hamster), 1332 nucleotides. It is a transcript of the gene Pou2af2, whose product is annotated as chromosome unknown C11orf53 homolog. Gene Ontology annotation, molecular function: POU domain binding; DNA binding. NCBI's taxonomy places the organism in Eukaryota, Metazoa, Chordata, Mammalia, Rodentia, Cricetidae. The transcript has 5 exons. The record is from RefSeq and is a predicted model, not a curated record. The coding region runs from base 1 to 972 and encodes 323 amino acids.